AUGAGUUUUGUAAUAAAGAUAGUUUUAUCUUUUACACUGCCUAUAUUUAUUGGUGCUUUGAUAGUGCUAUUUACUUUUUAUCAGUAGCUCAUUUAAAAUGUCAACGAAUGGGAAAAACGCUCAUCAGAUUAGUAACUUGAAUCAUUUAAAUAAAAUUUACAUAAUGGAUUAAUAGCAAGUAAAAUGAUCGUUGACUUAGGCUUUAGUCGUGUAUAAUAAGAUUUAAUAUUUACUAGGAACUUUUACAAGAAAUUUAGAGACAAUAAAAUACAGAUCAAUAAAUCAUUUUAGUUUCUGAAUUGCUCAACACCUUACUAGCCUCAAAAGAAAUGUUCAAAUCUAUUUUACUAAGAACUCUAAUAAAAUGCUUUGUAUGUUUAUAAUUUCUUCCACAGAAAUAUUUUUGAAUUUAGUCAACUUCCUAUUUUAAGGCAAUAAUAAUUGCAGAAUUAAUGGUACUCAUACAUCAUCGCAAGAAUGAUUUAUUCGAUCAGAAAAAAGGAUCUAUUCUCCAUAUAAUCUAUGUAUUAUGCUUUUGAUGACAGCCUUCAAUCUGGCUUCCCUACAAGCAUGAAUUCUAAUGUUACCGCGUUUUAGCCUUAUUAAAAUUGUGUACCUGGGAAUUAUAAAGAAAACUAUGAUCCAAGAUGCAGAGAUUGGUAUAUUCUUGCAGACAAAAUUCAAGAAGAUAAUACAAUCACUUAAAUAAAACCUUAUAAAGAUGCUUUUACUGGUGAUAUUAUAAUAACACAAUCCACAAAAAUAUUUGAUUAAGACGGUAAUAGUGAAGUAAUUCUAUCUGCAGAUUAUAAAAUUUCCCCUCAAAUGUUUUAAUUAUACUCUUCGCUGGUUAAUUUUGAUGAAUCAUCAAUUAACUAAAAUUACUUUACCUUAUUUAGCACUGAAAAUAAUACAGUUUUUUAUCACAAAUAUUUUAGAUUUCCUGAAAAUAAAACAGAAAUAACCUUAGAAGAUAUAGAAUUUAAUUCUACUACUUAUUACAAAGAAUUUGAGAAGCAAGAUUUUAAAGCUAAUUUGGAGAACUUAAAGGAAUAUAUCAACACAGGAAACUAUAGUAUUUCUCUAUAAGAUAAUAUUUAAAAUUUCUACAUUAAGUGGUCUAAAGACAACCUUUCAUAUAUAGGACUAUUCUAUCCUAUUUAGACAUUUGAAAGAUGGUCAUUUAAUUAAAGUAAUAAAAAAUUGAAAACAAAUUCUCUUAUUUUGUCUUACACUUAAAGAUAUGAUUCUUCAUUAUUUUAGUAUGAAAUGACUACAGAUCCUCUUUUUUUAAUAGCAUUGUCAAUUUCUAUCAUACUUGAGGUUAUAGUACUCGUCUUUUUUGCACUAAAUUAUUAUAUAGCUCUAAUUUACUAAAUAGAAAUCCCAAUUGUAAAACUUACUAUGUUUUUAAAUUAAAAUUCAAUGUAUUAAUAACAAAAUUCUUAGCAUAAAAAUGACUAAAAUAAAUAUUUCGAAUCAACGAGAAAUAAAUAAUAUUCUUGUUAAUCUUAGGCUUAAUCUAAAAAAAGAGCAUCUAUUAUAUCUUAAAGCAAUAUCUCAUUUAAUGAAAUCAAUAACACUACUAAGAAUCAAUUUGUAAAUAGUUGUAAUAACAUACCAAUAAAAACACUAAAUGAUAAACAAAUAGAUUUGGAAAUAGUUUUAGAGUAGCACAAUAAUUUAAUUAGCAAAUAAAUAAUAUAACUAAAUUCUAAUCGAAAUAUUAACAUAUCAACUAAAAAAAGUUUAUUUUCAAUUUAAGAAAAUAAAUUAAAUAGCUCAAAUUAGUAGCAAAAUAAUAACUCUUUGGAUAAAUUUGAUAAAAAGUAAUAUAUAACUUCAACUUAGCUUUUAUGUUCAUAUGAUAACUUGAUCAUAGAAAUGAAAACUCUUUAUGACACAUUUUUUUUGCUAAACAAAUUAAUAAAUUACAAAAGUUAAUCAAUAGACAAUAUAACAGGAACUACAGAUUGUGUCAUUCAUUUUGCAUAUUCUAUGAGUACCUUCAAACAAUUAAAUAGUUCAAAUGGAAAGAUUAUAAGCUUGCUUAAUUUAGGGUACUAUUAGAUGCAACAUGAGCUAUAUAAUAAUAAACUCAAAAGAAAAUAAAAAGCCUAAGAUAUUCAAAUGACAUUAGAACAUGCUUAGCAAUUAAUUUUAAAUGAGCUGGAUUAUCAAAGCAUAUAAGAAUUCGUCAUUACUUUUGAUACUGGUAAUGUAUCAUAAUCAAAACUGUGUAAUCUUUAGUAUCUGCAAAUGAUUCAUAGAGUUUAGAUGCUCAAAGUUUAACUCAUAAAAUAGAAUUUCGUUUAAGACUACAGCUUACUUGCUCAAAAAAUAAGCCAUUCGAUUGAAAAUAACUUAAGCUAUACAUAAAAAUAUUUAAACUUACUUUAAAAAUCUUUGCAAUAUUUAAAAAUUAGCCACAUGGUAGUGGAAAAAAUAAAACACUCUUUCACUGGAAAUGAUUAUUUCUAUGAAUUAUUUUUAAUCGAGUAUAAUAUUAUGUGGAUUGAAAUAUUAUAAGGACAUAUUGAUCAAGCAGAAAAUUUAUAUUAGCAACAAGAAAAAAAUAAUUUAAUACAUAUUACAUUAAUUAAUCUUGAUCAUUUCAGAAACAUAACUAUUGUUGAGAGAUAUCUCAAUAAUUUUAAACAAGACUAAGAGUAGUGUUUGAUAAUUUCUAAUCUAAUUUUCAUCAAAAGUCUUAUCCUUUAUGCCAAACGCUAGUAUUCUGAUGUAGCCUAGUUACUAACUUUGUUGAUUGAAAAAAUUUAUUACAUUAAUCCCUAAAUUAAAAUAAUAUCUUUAAAUAUUUUAAAUGAUAUUUUCCUUAAAUAAAAUAUCAACUUUUACUGCAUAAAAAAUUAAAUAAAAAAACUAAGAAAACCUUAAAAAUAUGAUAUACACUUUUUUGUUGAAUCCGAAAUAUGGAAAUAAUUUCACUUCAACUUAUUCAGCUAAGAAUUGCAUGAACUAAGAAGUAAAUUAUUUACUAAGGAUGAUAGAGUUGCUUUUUAUGGAUAUAAUCAAAAUAAUAUAGUCAAAAUUAACCCUUUAAUGGCCAAUUUUACAUCAUAAAAAUUGUGGGAAAUAUAAAUCAUGAAUCUUUAGUAGACUUUAAAUAAUUUAAGUUUUGAAAAUUUUAUGAAUUUAGAUCAUGAGGAUCUUAUAUUUGGUGAAUAAGAACCCAACUAAUAAAAUUUUUUACUAAAUUUAGUAAAAAAAGGAAUAAUAAAAGCAACAAGAGAUAUUUAAACAAGCCAGCUCAGCUAUAAUGUUAAAAAUAUGUAUGUAAAAGAUAAAAAGCACAGCAGGAAAUAAUUAUUAAUUUUUAUACAAAGCUAAUAAGCAUAAAUUAAUAAUUAACAAUAUUUUUUUGAGGCUAUUUCUUCACUAAUUAAACAAACUCCUUACAAAUUAAAAGUACUUCAUUCCUAUCUUAAAGAUGAAAACGAAAAUUGCUAAAUUAAUCAAAUAAAAACUCCUAAAAUUUCAUUUAAUACACAUUAAACAACCUAAGUUGCUAAAAAUGUGCAUUAAUUUUCAUAAUUAAAACAAUUAACAUAAUUUCUUAUUCAAAAAAAAUUUUAGAGUUGA
Tetrahymena thermophila SB210 is the source of this 3603-nucleotide messenger RNA. RefSeq names its product transmembrane protein, putative. The transcript has 9 exons. NCBI's taxonomy places the organism in Eukaryota, Ciliophora, Oligohymenophorea, Hymenostomatida, Tetrahymenidae. The record is from RefSeq and is a predicted model, not a curated record.